Messenger RNA from Penicillium malachiteum, 420 nucleotides. RefSeq names its product GFA family protein. NCBI's taxonomy places the organism in Eukaryota, Fungi, Ascomycota, Eurotiomycetes, Eurotiales, Aspergillaceae. The transcript has 2 exons. Gene Ontology annotation, molecular function: carbon-sulfur lyase activity. The coding region runs from base 1 to 420 and encodes 139 amino acids. The record is from RefSeq and is a predicted model, not a curated record.
AUGUUGACCGGAUCAUGCUUCUGUGGAAACGUCAAGUACAAUGUCUCUGGGGAACUAGCAGACAAGGGUAUCUGUCACUGCCUUAGCUGCCGGAAAAUCAGCGGCUCAACUUACACCACCAAUUUUGUUAUUCCCGAGUCCAAUUUCUCGCUUAUCUCUGGCACACUCAAGCAGUGCACUGCAAAACAUGAGAACGGAAUGGAUCUUACAAUCAAUUUUUGUCAAAAUUGUGGAACGACAAUUUACAAGACAGCCAGUCUGGAUAUGUUUGCCGGUGUGGUAGUUCUGCUGGCCGGAACCGUGGAUGGAGGACAGGGAGUAGAGAAGGCAAAACCGAAUAGUGAGCUUUGGAUGAAAUAUCGGGUGGAUUGGUUGCCUUCUCUAGAGGGGGUCACACAGUUUAAUGAGUUUCCCGGAUAG